Molecule: messenger RNA, 2596 nt
Organism: Hippopotamus amphibius kiboko
Lineage: Eukaryota; Metazoa; Chordata; Mammalia; Artiodactyla; Hippopotamidae
Gene: VASP
Product: vasodilator stimulated phosphoprotein
Exons: 13
Coding region: 635-1786 (383 amino acids)
Biological process (GO): protein homotetramerization; actin polymerization or depolymerization; actin cytoskeleton organization
Cellular component (GO): cytoskeleton
Molecular function (GO): SH3 domain binding; profilin binding; actin binding
Source: RefSeq, a predicted model, not a curated record
AAAUGGAUAAGUCUGUGGGGAGGGUGAGAAGAAAUUGUGCCCUCAUUGAUAGUCCCCUAAGAACUUCCAUCGUGGGAGAGAACUAGAGAUCAAGGAAGGAUCCCUCCCCCCCCAUCAAGCUUCCCCUCUAAUUUGGGGGUGACCCCCGGAGUGCAUCGCUAUGCAAUAAUGUUGGGGAAGAGGGAAAUAGCGGAAGUCCAAGGUUCCGCGUUGCCCUUUUAAGCGCCCUCCAACCCCCCAACCCCACCGCCUUAAGGUGUCCGCAGCCCCUUUAAGGCGCAGGGCAUUGUGGGUGCGGGGAGUGGAAUUUUGGAACGAAAUGUAGCGAAGAGAAGUACAGUAGUAAGAGUAACAUUGUAGCCGCCGCCGGCCGAGGGGCGCGCCGGGGAGGGGACGCUGCAUCUCCUUUCUGCCGCAGGGAGCCCUCGAUCAGCCCCCCAGCGGGAGGAGGCGCCCGAGGACCCGCCCCGGCCCUGUCCACGUUCCCCCCCAGGAAGCCGGACUCUAUGGGGCGGGACCCUGGGGGAGACUGAGCAGAACCUGGAGCGAGCCCUGAACCCCUGAACCUCGAGCCAGGGGCGCCCCGGGAGCACCUACCCCGUGGGCGCUCCGCCCGCCCGCCCGCCGAGCAGCCAUGAGUGAGACGGUUGUGUGCUCCAGCCGGGCCACUGUGAUGCUCUAUGAUGACAGCAACAAGCGAUGGCUGCCUGCCGGCACGGGCCCCCAGGCCUUCAGCCGUGUGCAGAUCUAUCACAACCCCACCGCCAACUCCUUCCGGGUGGUCGGCCGGAAGAUACAGCCAGACCAGCAGGUGGUCAUCAACUGUGCCAUCGUCCGGGGUGUCAAGUAUAACCAGGCUACCCCCAACUUCCACCAGUGGCGUGAUGCCCGCCAGGUCUGGGGCCUCAACUUUGGCAGCAAGGAGGACGCAACACAGUUUGCCGCCGGCAUGGCCAGCGCCCUAGAGGCAUUGGAAGGAGGUGGGCCUCCGCCACCGCCGCCACCUGCCGCACCUCCCACCUGGUCUGUCCAGAACGGCCCCUCCCCAGAGGAGAUGGAGCAACAGAAAAGGCAGCAGCAGUUGGAGCUCGCAGAGCGGGAGCGCAGGGCCUCCACCUCAGGAGGCCCACCUGCUCCCCCAGCUGGGGGACCACCCCCACCUCCGGGACCUCCCCCUCCUCCGGGUCCCCCUCCACCCCCUGGUCUCUCCUCCUCGGGGGUCUCAGCUGCGGGGCCUGGAGCAGGGGGAGGCCCACCCCCUGCGCCCCCUCUCCCCACAGCACAAGGCCCCAGUGGUGGAGGGACUGGGGCCCCUGGCCUGGCUGCAGCCAUUGCCGGAGCCAAACUCAGGAAAGUCAGCAAGCAGGAGGAGGCCUCAGGGCCUCCCAUGGCCCCCAAAGCUGAGAGCAGUCGAAGCACAGGCGGGGGGCUCAUGGAAGAGAUGAACGCCAUGCUGGCCCGGAGAAGGAAAGCCACACAAGUUGGGGAGAAACCCGCCAAGGAUGAAUCUGCCAAUGAGGAGCCAGAGGCCAGAGUCCCAGCCCACAGCGAAUCUGUGCGGAGACCCUGGGAGAAGAACAGCACAACCUUGCCAAGGAUGAAGUCGUCGUCUUCUUCAGUGACCACUUCCGAGGCCCACCCCUCUACGCCCAGUUCCAGUGAUGAGUCAGACCUGGAGAGGGUGAAACAGGAGCUUCUGGAAGAGGUGAGGAAGGAAUUGCAGAAAGUGAAAGAGGAAAUAAUUGAAGCCUUUGUCCAGGAGCUGAGGAAGCGCGGUUCCCCCUGACCACAGGGCCUCAGAAGAUCCAGUUUCUCCUUUCCGCACACCCCUUUCGCCUGUCACCCUGCUUUCCCUGCCUCGACUUGACUUGGAAUUGGCUGAAGACUACACAGGAAUGCGUCUUCCCCGCUCCCUAUCUCACUUGAAAAAUUCCAAGGGGGUGUGGCUUCCCUGGCACCAUGCCCACACCCAUACUGGCUGCUGAUUGGCUGGGGAGGCCCCCACCCUUUGCUCCCUUUGGUCCUUCCCCUCUGCCAUCCCCUUGGGGCUGGUUCCUCUGCUGGGGAUGUACCAAUUAACCCCACAGUAAGGGGGAAGGAAGGAGGGAAUUUCACAUUCCCUUGUUCUAGAUUCACUUUAAUGCUUAAUGCCUUUGAAGUUUUGUUUUUUAAGAAAAAAAAAGUAUAUAUAUAUAUUUAGGUUGGGGGGAGGAAAUUUUUUUUCUCUUUGGUUUUGAUAAAAUGGGGUGUGGGGAGUUUUUAAAUGCUGUGCCCCAGGCUUGUCCCAUUUGGGACAGCUGUUUAAGGGAGGGGUUGUCCCAUCAGGCUGGGGGUGCCUCCCCCCCACCCCAGGGACCUCCCUUCCCUCUGGCUCCUUCCCCUUUUCUAUGAGGAAUUAAGAUGCUGUAACUUUUUGGAACCUCAGUUUUUUGGUUUUUUAUUUGGGUAGGUUUUGGGGUCCAGGCCAUUUUUACCCCCUGGGGAAAAAAAAAGAUGAGGGGGAAAGGAAAAGGGGAGGAAACCUCUCCUCUCCCACCUUCACCUUUAGCUUCUUGAAAAUGGGCCCCUGCGGAAUAAAUCUGCCAGUUUUUAUAAA